GCCAUCCAUGUUGUCUCUGCAGAUUAAAAACUCACCCCUUAUCCCCUAGUGCCCGCUACGCUGAGAAGCUUCUACCAAUAACCGACGACAAAGUCGGUGAGCUCAGACCGUGGCUUUUUUCCAUUUUGCAAAGGGGAGGGAAGGAGACCGGACCCUGGCUCCCCAGGAGUAAUUAAAGGGUAAUGGUAGUUCUAAGCGUGGCCAGGUCUAAAAGAACUCGAGGUCCAAGCGUUCCAGCCUUUGCAUUCCAAUACAGCUACUUCACCCUCCCAGCCCCGCCCGCGGGCGGCUCCCGCACCCUCCCCAACAGCAGCUCUCGCACCUGCAGCGCGUAGGUGGGCGCCCGGGCUCCCGGCAAGACUGCGUGGGGCCGGGCCCGCGCUUCGGACGUCCGAAGGGGCGGGGCCGAGCCGCGCGUUCCGGCCCCGGGGCGGGGCCUCGCGCAGGUGCGCGGAGACGCUCUGGUAUCACUGAAACUCAUCCGUCUCCGGGGAGGCGCGCGCAGAGGCUUGGAUUCGGGCAGGUGAGACGGUGGCUUUCUUUUGGAGCGGCGAGUGGGACUCCGAAUUUCGAAUCAUUGGCGGCGAAUGCCCUCCCCGCCUGGCGUCGGGGCUGCAGGAAGGAUGCGAAGCCUGAGCGCGGUGUGGCUGCUGGGGGGCGCCAUCCUGCUGGCGGCCUCUGCUUCCUGCAAUCGCACCGUCCAAGGAACCAAUAGAACGUCUAAAGGAAGAAGUCUCAUUGGUCAGAUUGAUAGCUCAUCUCAAAUCACUGGGAAAGGAGUUACGGUGGAACCAGGCUUUUCUGUGGAUGAGUUUUCUACCUCCGUCCUCACUGGAAAAUUGACUACUGUCUUUCUUCCAAUCGUCUACACAAUUGUAUUUGUGAUAGGUUUGCCAAGUAAUGGCAUGGCCCUAUGGGUCUUUCUUUUUCGAACAAAGAAAAAGCACCCUGCUGUGGUUUACAUGGCCAAUCUAGCCUUGGCAGACCUCCUGUCUGUGAUCUGGUUCCCUUUGAAGAUUGCCUAUCACAUACAUGGCAACAACUGGAUUUACGGGGAAGCCCUCUGCAAGGUACUCAUUGGAUUUUUCUAUGGCAACAUGUACUGUUCCAUUCUCUUCAUGACCUGCCUCAGUGUGCAGAGGUAUUGGGUCAUCGUGAAUCCCAUGGUGCACCCCAGGAAGAAGGCAAACAUUGCCUUUGGUGUCUCCCUGGGGAUAUGGCUGCUGAUUCUGCUGGUCACCAUCCCCUUGUAUGUCGUGAAGCAGACUGUCUACAUUCCAGCCCUUAACAUCACAACCUGCCAUGAUGUUUUGCCUAAGGAGGUGCUGGUAGGAGACAUGUUCAAUUAUUUCCUCUCUCUGGCCAUCGGAGUCUUUUUAUUCCCAGCCUUCCUCACGGCCUCUGCCUAUGUGCUAAUGAUCAGAACACUCCGAUCUUCUGCUAUGGAUGAAAACUCGGGAAAGAAGAGGCAGAGAGCCAUCAAGCUCAUUGUCACCGUCCUAGCCAUGUACCUGGUCUGCUUCACUCCCAGUAACCUUCUGCUUGUGGUGCAUUAUUUCCUGAUUAAAACCUGGAGCCAGAGCCACGUCUACGCCCUGUACAUUGUAGCCCUCUGCCUCUCCACCCUCAACAGCUGCAUUGACCCCUUUGUCUAUUACUUUGUUUCACAAGACUUCAGGGAUCAUGCAAAGAAUGCACUCCUUUGUCGAAGUGUUCGUACUGUAAAGCGGAUGCAAGUAUCCCUCACAUCCAAGAAAUUCUCCAGGAAAUCCAGCUCUUACUCUUCAAGUUCAACCAGUGUUAAAACCUCCUAUUGACUUUUGCAGCCCCUCCGUUGGUUGUUUUACAGGAGGAUUUGGAACCUGCUUGGUGUUAUGGGUAUGUUUCUGUUGUUCCCUGACCAAGUGGGUCUCACCACAUACCACCAUGUAUAUGCAACAUCUCUCAGGAUUGCUGGAAGCUUCCCUGUUUGCAUGAGGAAAGUCCCCCAAAUUAAUACAGAUGUCAGUUUUAGACUUCUUCUCAGAUGCUCCCGGAAAUGCAACCAACAGAAGCAAAUUUUUCAGACGACGGUGAGAACACAGAGACCCAGUGACUUGUACAAACUAAUGUUGGCAUGAAGACAGAGCUCUUAGCUGAGACUACGUUUCUUUUACAUCUGGGCUCAGUGCCAGCCCUGUUAGGGCUUCAGUGCCCUCAGAUGAUCAGAUCAACUGACUGACUUUACAGAUGAGGAGGCUAAAGAGGCGAAGAAGCUACUCGCAGUAGGGGAGCUUCCAUUCCAACCAAUGGCAGCCAGUUAGUGUUGGACAGUACAGUGAGAAUGUUCAGUGGAGUCCUUCCUCCCACCUCCUCGUGGCUCUUGUUUACAAAUGCAGGUUCGUCAGACUCAGGAAUGAGAGCUCAGGGUCUGGGUCAGAAACCUGCGUUUUAAUGAGCCUCUGCUGCAUGUGCUCACACACACCAGCCUUUGAGAACCAUGGGUCUGGGUGCUGCUUCUACUGACAAGGUGCCACCGGAGAAGCAUGCAGUGCUCUGGGUGUCUUUUGCAAGCAGCUUGUGAUGACGUCUCUUUGUUGUCUCAUCAGGGCUUUCAGUCAUUUAUCAGUCCUUUGAGGUUUUGGGUGUGCCCUUACCACAACAAGGAAAAUACAGUGGAGAUUUUAAAGGUGGAAAUACAAAUUGUGUGUAACUGUAUACUGACUCAGAAUCUUCAGGUAGUGUGAGUGACAGAUUGUUUCAAAGGAAGGAUGGCAUUUGCCACUUAGUAUUUUUCGUAAUUAUAGUUGGACUAUUUAUUGUCAGUUUUCUUCACUUGCUACCAAAUAUGACAUUGUAAUGCCUUCACUGGAUUUGAACCACAUCUGUUUGGGAAAGAAUGCUAAAGAGGUAUGAUUUAUAGUAUAUUUAGGGGGCUAUUUACCCCAAACUGAAUUUGUAACUGUUGUAUUUGUGGUUUUUUUGGAAAUAAUUUUAUUGUAGAGAUUUAUAAAUAACGCAUGACCCUGUUUUUUACAACUUAUUUUUGAGUUGUGUGUUUUGUGGGUUAUUUCUGAGGGAGGGCAUGGGAGAAGGGAAACCCCAGCAUUGCUCUUAUAAAAAGAAAUUAUGUGUUGCUCACACUGUAUUUCUUAGAUAAACAGGGCCACUCUGUAUAUUGCUUGGUGACAAUUGUUUUCACUUAACAUUUUAGCAUUUUUUCCAUGUCUGUGUCUAUAGGCUGACCUCCGUUUUUUUAAGGGAUACAGACUUUGGGGUGCAUGGGUGACUCAGUGGGUUAAGCAUCUGACUCUGACUGGGGUCCUGAUCUCGCGGUUCAUGAGUUCGAGCCCUAUGUUAAGUUCUCCACUGACAGCGUUGAGCCUGCUUUGGAUUCUGUGUCUCUCUCUCUGCCCUUCCCCUGCUCAUGCUCUAUCACUCUUUCUCCUUCUCUUUCAAAAAUUAAGUAUUAAAAAAAAUUGUUUUAAAGGAUACAGACUUUAAUUUGGGGAUAUAUUGUGAUGUAUUUAGUCAUCUCCCUACUGAUGUUUCCUGAAGUCUCCUCUUUUUUUGUUGUGGUUAUUAAAACAGUGCUGCACUGGACAUCAGAGUAGACAUCUUUGUGAGUAUUUCUGUAGGAUACGUUCCUGAAAGUAGAAUGACCAGGUCAAAAGUUAGAUAAGCAUUUUAAAUUUCGGUAACUCUCACCAAAUUGCCUUCAGUAAUUUGUGUUUCUACCAAAAUAGUACCUUUGCACCUGUUUCCUGAAAUGCUCUUCGACAUGUGACCUAUCAU
Panthera uncia (snow leopard) is the source of this 3774-nucleotide messenger RNA. RefSeq names its product F2R like trypsin receptor 1 (gene F2RL1). Gene Ontology annotation, cellular component: membrane. The transcript has 2 exons. NCBI's taxonomy places the organism in Eukaryota, Metazoa, Chordata, Mammalia, Carnivora, Felidae. The record is from RefSeq and is a predicted model, not a curated record. Bases 588 to 1817 code for a protein of 409 amino acids. Gene Ontology annotation, biological process: blood coagulation; positive regulation of Rho protein signal transduction; phospholipase C-activating G protein-coupled receptor signaling pathway. Gene Ontology annotation, molecular function: thrombin-activated receptor activity.